Molecule: messenger RNA, 1608 nt
Organism: Dalotia coriaria
Lineage: Eukaryota; Metazoa; Arthropoda; Insecta; Coleoptera; Staphylinidae
Product: transcription factor SPT20 homolog
Exons: 2
Coding region: 319-1293 (324 amino acids)
Source: RefSeq, a predicted model, not a curated record
CGGACAGGGCAGACAGGCGGCGAAGCAAAACGCGAAACGGCGAAGCGACGACGCGACCCAGCCAGUCGGCGGCGAUUACGAAAUAAUGAAGCACGGCAUCAAGAGCGUACCGCGCGCUCAGUUUAUUUGACAACACUUUGCGAUGCACACGUAUUUUUUUAAAUAAAAUAUUCACCUCGUGCGAGAUACUUCACGAACAAUUUCUAAACUAUUUCUAAUUUAUUUUCGGAAUAAAUAUUUAAUAAAAAGUGAAAAAAUUUAAAUAAAAACUUGUGGUUUCAUUCUCAGUGGACUUAUUUAUUAGAAUAAUUUAUCAACAUGAUUGGAAGGUUAAUAAUAACGAUCGCCUGUGCCUCUUUCGUCAACACAAAACCUAUAAUGGUAUCUUUCGGAACAAAUGGAGGUCCAAUUGUUCCUCCAACACCAAGAACCACAACACUAAAUCCUCUUGCACCCAAAAAUCCAGCGCCUGUUUAUGAAGAUCAAAGCGAUGACAUUCCACCGCCUGUUUACCGAGCACCAACACCAAACCAAUACAGAAAUUUAAUCAAUUCUUACAAACCUAAUCCCAAUUUACAACUAGGCACACCGUUGGAUAUUAAAUAUCAAGAUUUGAAUACGCUGUCGCAGUUGCAAGUCCAACAACAGAAAGCUGAGUUGGCCAGGCAACAAGGACUGGGAUAUACAGGCGCACAAGUAUUUGGAGUACAAGAAUAUGAAUAUGAUAAUGCUAGGAAUAGACAAAAUCAACAAAAUCAACAGAAUCAAGGUCAAGGUCAACUCACAAGCGCCCAGCAAUUCGUACAACAAUACAUCCCGAAAAGACAAGUUCAACCAAACAAUCAAGUUCAAUCACAGACACCUACCACAACUGAAAAACCUCAACCUCAAGAACAGAAACAAAAUAUAAGACAACAGAGACAUCCACAAAAAGAUCAAGCUGUGCAAGGUGCGACCAGAUACACCAGAGUAUAUUCUGUGAGUGAACCACAACCGCAACAGCAACAACCUCAGCCUCAAUAUAACUAUCGGUUUCAUUACAAUUAUAACAACAAUCAACAAAACCAGAAUCAGCAGCAGCAACAGCAGAAUCAACUCAACCAGCAACAGCAACAGCAACAGCAACAAACUCCUGGCUUUGGUGUGGCUUUCUCGUCGGGAUUGAGAUAUUACGUGCCGCAAUAUUAUUAUUAUGAUAGCAGGCAGCAACAGCAACAGCAAUAUCAGCAGAAUUAUCAUAAGUCACAUCAUGGCUACAAUGAAGUGAACAGUAACGCCAUCUAUGGUCAUUGAAGUAUUAUUUUGUCGUUGGAGUAAAAAUUAAAGUCAUUAAAAUUUUGUUUUUUUAUUAUUUUUGAAUUUGUGUUUGAGAGAAGUAAAAAGUUCGCUAUUAUGUAGGAAAAUUAAGUUUUAAACAUAAUUAAGACCAGUAAGUGCCAAUGCCAAUUAGUUUUAAUUAUUGUAUGACCAUCAUCAACAAGAAAUAAGAAAAAGGACGAAAUCACUGCAAUCGUAUGCCAAUUAAAUUAAAUUUAAAUGAUUAAAUGAUAUUUUUCUAAUGUCACAUGUGUAUGUACUUUCUGUAAAUAAAUAAAUUCGUAGUUUUAA